Molecule: messenger RNA, 4744 nt
Organism: Carica papaya (papaya)
Lineage: Eukaryota; Viridiplantae; Streptophyta; Magnoliopsida; Brassicales; Caricaceae
Product: protein phosphatase 2C and cyclic nucleotide-binding/kinase domain-containing protein
Biological process (GO): protein phosphorylation
Cellular component (GO): cAMP-dependent protein kinase complex
Molecular function (GO): ATP binding; cAMP-dependent protein kinase activity; cation binding
Source: RefSeq, a predicted model, not a curated record
AUCCCACUCUCCAUGUCUCUAAAACCAACCAAUCACCGCCACUAUCCCCUCUUCUUCACCAACUUACGCACCUUGCGUACCUCAGUCCCCCACCAUCUAAAAUGCGCCGCCAUUUCCCUCUGCUUCGCUCUCUCUUUCCUUCCUUUUCGUCAUCCUUUUUACUUUUUCAAUCUUUAACCAGUUCUCGGUGUCUCCAUUGCUCCAUCUCUUUCACAAUUCGCACGCACUGGUUUCUAUUUGCUUAGUGACAACUUUUUCUGUGGGUUAUUAUUAUAAAAUUAUUAUGAUAAUAGUUUUUUUAGUGGUAAAGAACUACUAGGAGUGCCUGAUACUGUAAUCAUUUUUUAAUCUCACUCUUCAUUUUGUUUCGUUUUGUUUUUGUUUUUGGUUUUUUUAAAUAUUUUUGUAACGGUUCUUGAAAGCAGUAGAUCGGGAACUUGCUAUUGGCCUUGUGUUUCUGCAAAUAUUUAAAAAAAUUUCAGUUACAUUUUAUUUUCAGAUUCUCAUUGCGAAAAACUAGCGGGUUUUGCUGGGAUUUGUCCAGUUUCGAAUUUUUCCCCUCCGCUAAACCCGUCAUUUACUGUGUAUAUACGUCAGUAGAUAAGGUUUGAAUUUGAUUGAAUUCUGUUAAACCAGUUCGUUUAUUCAUAGAUUCUCUGGCGAUGCUUGUAAAUUCUCUGGAGCAAGUCAAAAUUUCAAGAAAUUAUGAUUCGAAAGUUCCAAUUCUUGAGAAAUGUGGAGUGACUUCUGGAGGCAGGGGAACAUGAACUGGCGUUCAGAGUCCUUGUGAUGCUUCACAGUCACAGAUAAUCGAUCCUAAAUGAAUUUGCUCAUGAUUUCGAGAUCUGUGUUUGCCUCCAUUUGUUUUUUUCAGUGAUGGGUUGUGUCUACUCGAGAGCUUGUAUUGGUGAGAUUUGUGCAACUAGAGAAGCGAGAAUCAAAGAACCCGAAACUGCUACGAGAACGACAGCAGCAGGGACAGAGUUGGGCGUGUUCUCUCCUACAUCAUCAGAUGGACCAGAAGCGGAAAUCAGGGACCAAAUCAACCAAUUAAGUUUAACUAGAGACCCUGAAUUGGCCAUCACCAGACUUUCUAGGGUUUCUUCUCAGUUUCUUCCACCGGACGGGUCAAGAACAGUGACGGUGCCAUCAGGAAACUAUAAACUGCGGUACUCUUACUUGUCUCAAAGAGGGUACUAUCCAGAUGCUCUAGAUAAAGCCAAUCAGGAUAGUUUUUGUAUUCACACACCGUUUGGGUCUAACCCGGAUGAUAAUUUCUUUGGGGUAUUUGACGGACAUGGAGAAUUUGGUGCUCCGUGCUCACAGUUUGUUAAGAGAAAGCUAUGUGAGAAUCUACUUAGGAAUAGUAAAUUUCAUGUGGAUGCCGUUGAGGCCUGCAACUCUGGCUUUUUGACGACGAAUUCUCAGCUGCAUGAUGAUACUUUGGAUGAUAGCAUGAGCGGAACGACUGCAAUCACGGUUUUGGUUAGAGGUAGGACGAUAUACGUUGCAAAUUCUGGUGAUUCCAGGGCUGUUAUAGCUGAGAGGAGAGGAGAAGAGCUUGUAGCGGUUGAUUUAUCCAUCGAUCAGACACCGUUUCGAGCAGACGAGCUUGAACGGGUAAAGCUAUGUGGGGCCCGAGUGCUUACCUUGGAUCAGAUUGAGGGGCUGAAGAAUCCUAAUGUGCAGUGUUGGGGAACUGAGGAGGGUGAUGAUGGUGAUCCUCCUAGGCUCUGGGUGCCUCAUGGGAUGUAUCCAGGCACAGCUUUUACAAGGAGUAUUGGUGAUUCGAUUGCUGAGACUAUUGGGGUUGUGGCUAAUCCGGAGAUUGUCGUUUUAGAGCUGACGGCAAACCAUCACUUCUUUGUACUUGCUAGCGAUGGAGUCUUCGAGUUUCUCUCUAGCCAAACUGUGGUUGACAUGGUUGCAAAAUAUGAAGACCCACGUGAUGCUUGUGCUGCAAUUGUGGCUGAAUCUUACAGGCUGUGGCUACAGUAUGAAACUCGUACAGAUGAUAUUACUGUGAUAGUUGUGCAUAUCAAUGGGCUUACUGAUACUUCCGCUGGCCAAUUGACUGGUCAGGAUGCUGUCUUACGUCCUCCAGUUCCUCAAGUUGUAGAGGUCACUGGAUCAGAAUCUCCUUCGACCUUCAGCUGGAACCCUAAGAACCAGCGUGUCAGGCAUGAUUUAUCACGGGCUCGAAUUCGUGCUAUUGAGAGCUCGCUAGAAAAUGGGCAUCUUUGGGUUCCUUCAUCUCCAGCCCACAGGAAAACGUGGGAGGAAGAAGCACAAAUUCAGCAAGCAUUGGAUGGCCAUUUCCUCUUCAGAAAACUUACAGACUCCCAAAGUCAUGUUUUGUUAGAUUGCAUGCAAAGAGUUGAAGUUCAGCCAGGGGAUGUCGUUGUUAAACAGGGUGGUGAAGGUGACUGCUUUUAUGUUGUUGGAAAUGGAGAAUUCGAGGUCUUGGCAACCCAGGAAGAGAAGAACAGAGAGGUGCCUAGGGUCCUGCAGCGCUAUACAGCUGAGAAAUUAUCGUCCUUCGGCGAGCUGGCUCUGAUGUAUAACAAGCCACUGCAAGCAUCUGUACGUGCUGUCACAACUGGAACCUUGUGGGCUUUGAAAAGAGAAGAUUUUCGAGGAAUUUUGAUGUCAGAGUUUUCUAAUUUGUCAUCCUUGAAGAUGCUUAGAUCUGUGGAUCUUCUUUCAAGACUGACAAUCUUACAGCUAAGCCAUAUUGCAGAAUCUCUUUCUGAAGUUUCCUAUUCUGAUGGGCAGAUAAUAGUUGAUAGGAAUGAAGGGCUGGUUGCAUUGUAUAUCAUCCAAAAGGGGGCAGUGAGAAUCACUUUUGGUGCAGUCUUAUUAGGGAAUCCUAAAGUUUCCAGCCUUAAGUCUGACAAUCUUAAGGAGAAUGAUAAUUUGCAGAGUGAUUUAGAGUUCUCUCUGGAAAAGACAGAAGGAAGCCAUUUUGGUGAAUGGGUGCUUCUGGAUGAACCUCUGGGUUCUUUAAGUGCAGUCGCUGUGGGGGAUGUCAUAUGUUCAGUUUUAACAAAGGAGAAGUUUGAUUCAGGUGGGCCAUUAACCAAGGUUUCUCAGGCUGAUCAAAAGUUAAGAGAUUCAUCUUCCAAUUUCCCAAAGGAGGCUAUCAAAAGUAUUGAUAUCUCUGGUCUUGCUAAAGUAGGACUUUCUGAUCUGGAAUGGAGAACAUGCUUAUACUCAACUGACUGUAGCGAAAUUGGGCUUGUCCUCUUGAGAGAUCCAGAGAAUUUGCUUAGCUUGAAAAGAUUUUCAAAGCAGAAGGUCAAGAGGUUGGGAAAGGAAGCACAAGUGUUAAAAGAAAAGGAUCUGAUGAAGAGCAUAAGCCCUACAGCUCAUGUGCCACAGAUUUUAUGCACUUUUACUGAUGAAACACAUGCUGGAAUUCUGCUAAAUACUUGCCUUGCUUGUCCUUUGGCUUCAAUACUUCACUCGCCCCUUAGCGAACCAUCUGCACAGUUCUGUGUAGCCUCUAUUGUAACUGCAUUGGAAGAUUUACAUGAGAGUGGUGUUCUCUACAGAGGAGUGUCUCCUGACAUUUUAAUGUUGGAUAAAACAGGACAUUUACAGGUUGUAGAUUUCAGAUUUGGAAAGGACUUAUCUCUCGAGAGAACAUAUACAAUUUGUGGAACAGCAGAUUUUUUAGCCCCAGAAAUUGUCCAGGGAAAAGGCCACGGUCUCCCUGCUGACUGGUGGGCACUGGGAGUUCUCAUCUAUUUCAUGCUACUAGGUGAUAUGCCUUUUGGGUCUUGGAGAGAAAGCGAGCUCGACACAUUUGCCAAGAUUGCUAAAGGACAGAUAACUCUACCUCAGACUCUAAGUCCUCAUGCUGCUGAUCUCAUAACUAAGUUACUUGAAGUUGAUGAAAGUAAGAGACUAGGAAGCCAAGGUGCCAAUUCCGUUAAGAGUCAUCCUUGGUUUGAUAGUGUUGAUUGGAAAGAGAUCAGAGAUCAUAGUUUUCCUGUUCCUCAUGAGAUAAUCUCCCGGAUAGCUCAACAUUUGGAAAGUCAUCCUGAUGACUGCUCUCUUGCUCCGGUAUCCCCAUCUCAGGAUGGAGAGGAUCUUGGUGCUUCAGAUUGGCUUGAUGACUGGUAGGAGGCUAAGUUUGUGGUUACUUGUCCUCUCCGCAUUUGAGGUUUCCUAUUGAUCUAUCCUGAUUUUGGAGCCCAGGACUUAAAAUACAACUUAAAAAAAGAAAAAAAAAAAAGAUUAGCAUUAAGUCUGAUGCCUAAAUUUGCACAUACUCUGUGAAGUUUAUGCUGUGAAUUCAUAGUUGCAUUGGAAGGAUAUAUGUUUAGGUAUAUUGGGGGUUCUGCCAACUUAGACAUCUAACAAAUUCAAUGGAGAUAUCAGUUUCAGGUACAAUUUAAAAUUUUGCUUUGCUUUCGUGUAUUUUUCGGCGUCUGUAAAUAAGUAUAUAUGUAAAUGGUUGGGGGUAUGUUGGCUUUUUAGGGCUAAGAGUUUCUGGAAAACUGCUAUGUACUUGAGGCCGGUACUAAUAUGAUGGGAUUGUCCGGCUAAUACAUUACUCAUUCUUUGAUUAUGGUAGACAGCAUUGGCGGUGUUAGGUUGUUUGAGAAGCGAAAUUGGAAAUUUUGUUGGAACAUCUCAAUAAUGCUCAGUGAAUUCGUAGUCAUAUAUGCCUAUGUACUUGUACAUGUAUUAUUCCCUUCUAAUAUUCAAUAUGUCAGACGCUGUGCUAUUAUUUCUA